GAAGUGCGUCUACCCAAGUACACAGCGGUGAUUCUAGGCUCUCAGUGCGUCGUUCCGUGGGGAAGUUUUUCUUUUCAGCAGUGUGAGUGUGUCUGUGAUUGUCUGGAGGAAUUUUCGGCCAUUUCACUGUACUUGAAGGGCCAGGUGCGGGAAUUUUUAGGCCAAGCGACGAGGGUGCUUAGAUAUCAAACAGUGGAUUCUCGGAAUUGUGACGGUUCCUAGAGGAUCUUUUCCGGACUCGUAGGUCUGAUUCGGGUUUUGUGAAAAUUGAAAGCUUCGUGGAAUAUAUCUUAUCUUAAAAUACCACGAAAAACCCAAAGUGAAAGUGGGGUGAAUCCGUGCAAACGUGAAAAAUUUAAUUCUCAAUUUUCAAGUGCUAAGCUUGGUGAAAACACAUCCGGAUCUAAAGUAUCGGCUGGAGGAAUAGUUGACAGCUACUGAUACCACCAACCACCACCCCUCCAUUUACCGUCUACGUCUACGAAGAUGAACAAAUUGGGCUUUACAGUGAAGGUGCUGCUGGUGUUGGCUCUCGUCGGCACGUUUGCAGCGGAUGCCAAGAAGAAGCCGAACAAGUACGGCGAUGGCGAUUUCGAGUUUGUUGAUGAGGAUGAUAAAAGCAAUCAGCAGUUGGACGCAGUGCAGAAGCAACAACAGCAACAAUUGCAACAACAGCAACAGCUACAGCAGCAGAUUCCGGAGAAGAAAAAGUGGAUUCACGAUCCGUCCAGUGAUCUAUGUAAACCACUAAACUGCAAAAAGAAAGAGUUGUGUUUACUGGAGGAUGCUUACACGGCCGUUUGCGUCUCGAAGAAGGAACUUCACAAGAACAAAUUCAUCAACAGCUAUAAUACGCUCUCUAACAGAGAUGAAAUCAUCACCAAGAGCAAGUACCUGGAGGAGGAAGAAGCCAAGCGAAAAGCCGAAGUUGAAGCUGAACAGUCCGGUCUGAUCGGUGGAAACAGUAAUAGCGGCAGCAGCAGCAGCAGCAGCCUCGAUUCCAGUUCCGGUGACAGCAACAAUGGCGGCAGUGGAAGCAUCACCAGUAGCAACAGCGGCAGCAAUAACAACAACAAUAACAACAACAACAACAACAACGGAGAUGGCGAUGAGUUGCUUCAGCAGGAUCAGGAAGAUCCGGAUGACGAUAGUUCCGCUCAAGAUGAUGACGUCUUCUACGACAGCGAUGGUGGCGAGAAAGAGGAGGAGAAUUGCAAGCCCUGCCCAGUGGUGAAACCGACGUUCCUCUGCGGAAGCGAUAAUCGGACGUAUUCUUCGCUGUGCCGAAUGGAGUACCAUAACUGUAUUCACGGUAGCUUGAUCAAGAUGAACUGCAAGGGAUUCUGUCCGUGCAAAGACAUGAGCCAGGCCUCGUCAGAUCUGAAGAAGCAGCAACGGAUGGCCGAUCGAAUGAACGCAUUCAACGCCAAGUAUCAGCGGACGAUCGAAAGCAACGACAUCAACGCCAACGGGGGCGGCAUGGACGGAAGCAGUUCCUCAUCGAGUGGUAGCAGCGGCAGCAAUGGCGGCAAGCUAAAGGAGGACAAGAACCGUCACUUCAAUCAUAUUAAUUCACAGUACACUUUCACCCCGGAGGACAUCAAGUACGACAACAAGCACUACAAGUACAUCAAGUACACUUCGUACAAAAGCAAGGCCCGCCAACAGCAACCUCAGUACGAUUCGUUUGGACUGUCUCCGGCAUCAGGAUCUUCAUCGUCAUCAUCGUCCUCUCGAGCUAAUGAGGACAAGCACAAAAUUCGUGGCUACAACGAAGUCCUGGAUAAACCAGUCAGCAAAUCGCCGAAAUCAUCCAACAAUGCUGCACGCUACCCGAUGAAAUCCAUCGAGUGCAAACCGCAACAGCUGACCGCCAUCGGUAACCGGCUGCUGGAUUGGUUCUCGGUCAUCAUGGCCGACAGCAAGAAGCGCCGCCAGCAUCAGCAGCAGAAGAACAAGGUUCACUUCCCGGCCGCAUGCAAACUGGAAGCCCGCUGGAUGUUCGGCCACCUGGAUCUAAACAACGACGGUGAACUGUCGUCGCAGGAGUUGUACGAUUUGGAACACGAUCAGAACGAACGCUGCAUCAAACCGUUCAUCGACACGUGCGAUCUGGAUCAGGACAAUACGAUCGAUCCGCGCGAGUGGUGCCGUUGCUUCGAGAAGACCGACCGGCCGUGCGCUGCCGUCCGAAGGCGCUUGGGUAAUGAUUUGAAUGGUUCAGGAUAUGCACCGGACUGCGACAGUCAAGGAUUCUACAAACCUACGCAGUGUCACCAGGCCGUAGGAGUGUGCUGGUGUGUGGAUGAACACGGCGUUGAGUUCGCCAAUACGCGCACCCGUGGAAAACCCAACUGCGACGAGAUUAUCAACAAUGCCAACACGCUCAACACAGACGACGAGGACGCCGAAGAUUCCGAAGACGACGAUGACAGCCAAGAGGGUAGUGCCGAUCGUUUGUUAGUUUUCUAAAGCGUGAACCAAGGAGGCGUUGAAAUGUCUCGUUUUCCUCCCAGAUUUUGUUUUUGUAGAGGGAAAAUCCUAAAGAAAAAGUUUUGAUUUCCAUCAUCCCGUCCUUUCCAUGGGUAUUGCUGUUUUUCGUUUUCUUUCAAGUUGGUUCGGUGCGAAGAGUUUCUGGUUUCAUUUGAAUCCACUGAUUUUAGUUGUUGUUGUUGUUGUUGUCAUUGUCAUAAUUUGCUGCUGAAGCAUCUUCAAUCUCAAACUUUGUUGAUUGAGAUAUUUUCCAUCCAAAACUUUGCAUUUCCAUUUUUCGUCUUUUGUUUCCCGGAAAUUUGUUAACUUGUAAUGAAUCUUACUUGUCAUUUCCCGUAUAUGAAAGUGGAGCUGAAGCGUAAAAAUUUAACGAUAAAAGGAAAACACUAGAAAUUCCCCGUCCUUCAUUAGCGUCGUGAAUCUUAACUGUUAUUAAGUUUGUGAUUUUUGGAUAAAAUUGAUUGUGAAAAAAAAAACAAAAAAUGGAGAGGAUAAUUAAGGUAGAUCAUUGUCGUCCAUAAGUUUGAAGGAAGAAUUUGAAUAGAAGUUUGUCAAUCAAGAAAUGAUACCUCUAACAGUACUUAGUAGAUUUGGAUGUAAUCGUGAGGAAGGCUACGAUUUUACCUAUAAAUAAAUCGAUCGAGUCCUUCAGGGUAGCCUUGAAAUUUCCAAUAGCCACAGCCUUCUGAGGCAGGCUUUGACUAAUGAACCCAUUGCAAUAAAUCCCAAAAAAAAACUAACUUACGAUCUUCUGAGGUAUGAACGAAGUUGGCUAGCUAAAUAAACCAUGAGUUUAUUUCCUUUUGCAUUAAAUAUACAAUGUCCAAAACAUGAAUGAAUCACUUCCUUUAAUUUGUCAGCCGUAAAUAAACAUUUAUGUUGAUGUGUUACCGUAUUAAGUAAGAAAGAAUACACUCUAUUAUAAGUGAAGGAAACAAAAGUAAGAAUAUUGUUGUAAAAAGCCUUAUUUUUGCAAGUAAAGAUACAGUUUCAACUACUACUAGCAAAUAAAAAGAUAAGAGAAAAGUCGCAAACCAAAUUAAAAA
Messenger RNA from Ochlerotatus camptorhynchus, 3539 nucleotides. RefSeq names its product Proteoglycan Cow (gene Cow). Gene Ontology annotation, biological process: anatomical structure development. Bases 487 to 2472 code for a protein of 661 amino acids. The transcript is spliced from 11 exons. NCBI's taxonomy places the organism in Eukaryota, Metazoa, Arthropoda, Insecta, Diptera, Culicidae. Gene Ontology annotation, molecular function: protein binding; calcium ion binding; collagen binding. The record is from RefSeq and is a predicted model, not a curated record.